Molecule: messenger RNA, 621 nt
Organism: Uloborus diversus
Lineage: Eukaryota; Metazoa; Arthropoda; Arachnida; Araneae; Uloboridae
Exons: 1
Coding region: 1-621 (206 amino acids)
Source: RefSeq, a predicted model, not a curated record
AUGACUGUAACAUUACUAUUUACUGAAGAAGCUUCCAUUGAAGAUUUAUGGAAUUUAGAUGUAAUUGGAAUAACAGAUUCAACUCAACGGAAGACAAAAGAAGAAGAAGAUUUUAUGACGAAGAUGAAUUUUUUUAAUUCUGUGACAGUCAAUGCAGAAGGGCGUUAUGAGCGUUAUGAAGUUGCUUUGCCCUGGAAGGAAGAACACUUUCCGUUGCCUUCGAAUAAAGACUUAGCAAAAAGAAGAUUAGAAAAAAUGACCAAUGGAUUGAAUUCAAAGAACUUGUACGUUAAAUAUGAUGAAACAUUAGAAGAGUGGUAUAAACUGUGUAUAAUUGAAGAAGUGCCUCUAGAAGAAACCGUAGUUCAAAGUCAUUACUUGCCACACAGACCUGUGGUGAAGCAGUAUGGAACAACGAAAAUUCGUCCUGUCUUCGAUGCGUCUGCAAAAGAGAAAUCAAUGCCCUCUUUAAAUCAAUGUUUGAAUUCUGGUCCGAAUCUCUUAGAACUUAUUCCUAAUCUUCUGUUGAAAUUCAGAGAAAGAAAAUAUGGGGUCACUUCCGACAUUGAGAAAGCUUUUCUGCAAAUAAUUGUUCGUGAAGAAGACAGAAUUUUUCUAUGA